Mytilinidion resinicola is the source of this 1651-nucleotide messenger RNA. RefSeq lists its product as uncharacterized. The record is from RefSeq and is a predicted model, not a curated record. NCBI's taxonomy places the organism in Eukaryota, Fungi, Ascomycota, Dothideomycetes, Mytilinidiales, Mytilinidiaceae. The transcript has a single exon. The coding region runs from base 22 to 1188 and encodes 388 amino acids.
CCUGACACGCCCCAUCAGACCAUGCCGACCUCGUCGGGCCUGGGGAACCUCUACAAUCUCGGCAACAUCAACGACAAGCUGCCCAAGAUCCCCGAGCACCAGAUCCACCAGCUGAUCGACUCCGUGAGACUCGAGCGGCCGACACGCGUGCGGCGAUGGGCGAAUGAGGGCGAAUACCACUCGAUAUGGCUGCUCGUCUACCCCGACUCCCCGGCGAGAGACCUCGUGCUGCGCAUUUCCGGCACCCACCUGCCCCGCAUCAAAACCGAGAAUGAAGUCGCUGUCAUGUUGUGGGUUGCGAGCAACACCAAGAUCCCGAUCCCGCAGGUCGUUCGUUACGACUCGUCUACGAAUAACCCGAUCCGGCAUGAAUACACAAUCCUCACACGUGCCGUUGGCAACACUCUAGACGCAGAGUGGCCACAUCUCGAGGAAAAGCAGCGGAUGACUGUUCUGGACACUUUUGCUGACUAUCUCGCCGAGCUUCACGCUGUUGAGUGGCAUCACAUCGGCGGUCUACGCAUCGUCGAUGGGAAGAUUGUCCCAGGACCCGUGCUAGAAGACAGCUUCUGGCAAGUUCCAGAUAUCGCGCGAAUCUGGCCCCGUGAGAGCGUCGAGUCUCUCAACAUCCAAGGCCCGUUCUCCACCUACGUCGAGUACAUCACCGCGCACAUCCAGAAGUACAUCUACGCCAUCAGACGCCACGAAGCACUAGGCGGCAUGCGCGAGCUGCUCCUCGAGAUCAACCGCUUCGUCAACGCCAUUCAACGAGACGCCGAGGAGCUGAACCAUGUCAAGCUCCGUCUAGCGCACAAGGACCUUCACUUCCACAAUGUCAUGUACGAUAGGACGACGCACAAGAUCACCGCCAUUCUCGACUGGGAGUUCUCGGGCGUCGUGCCAUUCACGAAGUGGAAUCCCACGAGGGCGUUUCUGGCUCACACGCCUAUUGAUGACCAGGCGGUUGCGAGGAAGCUGGCGUUGGUCAGGGUAUUUGACGAGCGGUGUUCUGCGAGGGGUAUCACGUUCCUUCGCGAUGCGGAGUUCACUUCGAAGAAGCAAGAGAGUAUGCAGGCGGUGGCGGAUUACUUGAGGAGUCUAGUUGAAGUGAUCCCAAGGGGGGAGAAGUUGGGCUUGGCUAUGGGUUGGCGGAGGGAGCUCGAGAGAAACAUGGCUGUUUUUGAGUGAUUGGGAUCAUGGGAUGCGUUGAAGGGAAGGUUUAUGGAUUAUCGAUACCCUCAUUGACUGAAUGGCGCACCCCCUGAGGUGCUAACAAUGAAAAUUGAAUGAUGCACUGGCUAAUUAUGAGAAUUUGAAGGUUGAAUAGGCAGGAGAGUCUUCAGAUGAUCAAACGAACCCAGGAAAGAGGUACUCUAACCUAAAACUCCUGGAAAUGACAUCGUGAAGGUGGAUAGGCAUGAGAGGCCUCAGAUAGCUAACCACGACCAAAAUCGCGGUCCUCCAAUCUGGACCCUCACAGAAAUGACAUCUUGUGUUUUUAUGAGAUGAAUAGGCUUGGAGGACCACAGACGUUCACUCCCCACAGAAAUGAAAUCUUAUGUUGUCAUGAGAUGAAUAGGCCAGAAGGACCACAGACGUUCACCUAUAUUAUCAAAAGCGUACCAAAAGAUGUCCAAUUGAGAGAGAGAAA